Messenger RNA from Paramuricea clavata, 11797 nucleotides. NCBI's taxonomy places the organism in Eukaryota, Metazoa, Cnidaria, Anthozoa, Malacalcyonacea, Plexauridae. The record is from the annotation of a GenBank genome assembly.
AGUGUCGACAGAAGUUAACAACAAAGCAAAAACUUGAAGCAAAAAACUACAAGGUAAGCCAGUGUCUAUGUCGUGUUUUCCUGCAUUUCGUAACUUCACAAUAUAUGUUUGUAACUUCACAUUCUGCUUGUAUUUAGGCCAAUUUCCCAUUUUUUGAAAGUUGUAAAGAUGCUAUUGAAGUACAUAAAUGUCAUCCUACGGGUGGUUCGCCUGCCGCACUGGCUUAUGUGUUAUUGUGUUUAGAGACAGCGAUCAAUGAUGGUAGGUUAUAGCUGACUAACAAGUGAAGUGUUGCAAGUACAGUUGUUAUAUAGUGCGUGUAACAUUCACCUCUGUGAUAUGGAGGCUCAAUUCUGGCAAAGACUAUGUCUACAUGGAUGCUUAACAGACCCCGUUUACACUAGAGCAAAAGUUUUCGGAUUUAUCACGAAACCGGAACGUUUUAGUACCGGAUUCAUGUUGCCGUUUACACACGCAGCUACGAAUCCGACAGCAAAUCUUCUCGGUUCGUGCCGUAUCUGGAAACUUUGAAUCCGGAAAAGUUUGUGGGAAUUACGUUUCCGGAAACAUUUGAAUCCGGAGAAAACUCUCGUGUAUUUAACAGUUAUUCUACGAACUCGAGUCGAAUAUGAGCUGAUAGCCGAUGAGGCGCGUAGCGCCGAAUCGGCUAUCGCUCAUAUUCGACGAGAGUGAGUGGAAUAACUGUUUUAUUAUAUACACAAGGUUUGAAUUCACAGACUUUGCUUUUCGGAUAUUUUCAAUGUUUUUCUAUUUUGUUUAUGUUUUUAUCUUCGCUCUUUCGGCCGAUUAUUUUUUCCAAAAUAUAUAUUUUUAACCAUUUUAAAUUUUAAAAAUUCAUUUCGUAACCUGUAAACAAUUUGUGGGAGUUUUUUCAUUGUGUUUUUAAUCCUGAAAGGGCUAUAAAAAGCGAACAACUUGCCGUUUUCUCGUUCGCAAAACAUCAGAAAUUCAAUUUUAGCCGCCAUUUUGUUUUUCUCUACUAGCAGGAUAUAAGCUAAUAUCCUGCUAGUAGAGAACCAAUCAGAUUGCAGAAUGUGCCAGAUAUCAUUUAAAAAAGGUUCAGGCGUUGUUUUGAGGUUAAAAAUAAUCUGAUGUGUUUAAAAAUGUAGGGAUGUCUAUAAUAAUAAGUUUGUAGACGUUCUCUGGUUUUAAAUAUUUAUUUAGUACAAGCUUUCGACUGCCGUAAGCUCGUACUAAGUAAAUAUUUAAAAACCAGAGAAUAUCUACAAACUUAUUAUGAAUAACCCUGGUUUCGCUUCAAACAUAUUUAUGAUGCUUGUGAUGUUACUCUGAGUGUAUAUCCACACCGGGCAGGCUUGAAAAAUAUGCCUGGCCACGGUAGGAAUCGAACCUACGACCUUUGGAAUACCAGCCCAAUGCUCUGCCAACUGAGCUACGCGGUCAGGUCGGUUCGAGUGUGUGAUAUUUCGAGCAUUGGGCUAGUAUUCUAAAGGUCGUAGGUUCGGUUCCCACCGUGGCCAGGCAUAUUUUUCAAGCCUGCCUGGUGUGGAUAUACGCUCAGAGUAACAUCACAAGCAUCUUAUUCACCCGAGUACAUUACACCAACACAGAAAAUAUCACAAACAUAUUUAUAUUUUCACUUGAAAUGAUGAUCGCAGAGCAGUGCUUUUUACCGAUCGUAUAGAGAAGUGCUUUUUGCGAAAAAGUGGGUUUUACCUUUGAACUUUGUCGGCAAGGCUUUUGCAACUAUAUGCAGGUUUAUCGAUGCUAGACUGUGAAGUUCUUUCCUUUUAUUUCAACUCAAGUCAAAAUAUUAUAAACACCCUAACCGUAAAAAGGGCCCAAACCUUAUAUCAAGAAUAUUCAGUAUCUAGCCGGAUAUUUUUCAACUAUCCGGUAUAUCUGGUAUCCAGCUGGAUAGCGAAUAAUUCUAUACCCCUAAUGCCCAUCCCCUUCAUGUAGGUGAGACGGUCAGUGGAACAUGUCAACAACACAUGAAAGAACUUCAAAAAGAAUUAAUGGAGGAUUACUCCGUCAACCCAGCUAUUGUCGCGAGAUGUGAGAAGGAAAUCAAACUACAUUGUGUUCGUGUUGAAAAGGGAGGAAAGACUCUUGAUUGUUUAAUGGAAAAAGCGAUGGAGAGGAAUGGAAUAGAUAGUCAAAUUGAAUUCAGUCAUGAUUGUUAUGAAGCGGUGCGUUCAUAAACACUUCCCCAAUACCUUAAAUUAUAUUAUACACUGUAGCGACUACGUGUCUUCUGGUUGCCCUGUAGCUUACAGCUAAAUAUGGAAAUCACGCAACCUACACACAAGGUCAAGGGCCUUCGCUCGAAACGUCGAAUUUCUGCUUGUUUUUUUCCUAGACUUGCUCCAAGUCUCUCUUUGAUUGUCAUAUCGAUCCACUAUAGUGUACAUUACAUGCAUGACGUAGCACGGAGAGGCGGAACGAGAAAGAGAGACUUGUCAACUUCGGAAAAUCUCUGUUCAAAACUGAACCGAAAAUACACGACUUGCUUUAAUUGUUUUCCUUCAAUUUCUUUCUUUAUUAUUUACUAUAAUGGAACUCAUGUUAUUUACACUGUGCUAGAUCAAUACAUAUAAACACUGACAGAAAACAAUUAAAGCAAGUCUUGAAUUUUCGGUUCAGUUUUGAACCGAGAUUUUCCGAAGUUGACAAGUCUCUCUUUCUCGCUCCGCCUCUCCGUGCUACGUCAUGUAAUGUACACUAUAGUGGAUCGAUAUGACAAUGAAAGAGAGACUUGGGCCACUUGGAGCAAGUCUAGUUUUUUCCAGGUAGUAAUAUAACCACUCAGCACAGCAAUUUCACAUUGGUACUACCCACACUGGUACAGACAGUUUUAGUAUAACCUACACACAACUCUGCUAGCUGCGAAAUUGAAGCGAAAUAGGCAAUUCCAGCUUUUAGUUUCUGCGCGCAGGGGAGGAUGGGAAGUAAGGUAUCAUAUGCUGCCAAAAUAAAAAUAACGGCCGUGUUAACACGGAGUGAUAACUUAUACUUGUAAAUAUUGAAAUAUUUCGGUUGUUUCGGCAGUUUUUAUUGAAAUUUUCAGCAUAAGCAGCAAUAGGAUACCUUACUUCCCAUCACCCCCUGCGUACAUAACUUAAAAGCUGGAAUUGCCUAUUGUUAUAAUCUAGACUGAUCAUGAGGAUGGUUAUGUCUCAAUUAUGACCUAAAUCAGAACACAUUUUCAGUUCAAGCUAUUGUUUAGUUUGGUACUCAGACAACUUUCAGAAGUUUCAUUGGACUGGCAAACCAAAGGUCGCGGGUUCGAUUCCCACCGCGGUCAAGCCGGUGUGAACACACUCAGAGACAACAUCGCAAACAAAAGUUUCAAUUAUUUAUGCAAUAUGUUUCAUUACUUUUAGAUCAGUGAUUUGCUUAAAGCGACUGGUGCGGGAGGCGACUUCAAAGUUGUUGCAACAUUACGUAAACAAUGUCAAGCACCAGCUUAUAAACUGUGUCGUGAUGCUAACAAUGACAUGGCGUAAGUAGUAACUGUAAAGACAUCUGUCGUUUACGUAGUCUUCAGGAUAAAGUACAAUAGCACAAGAAAGAAGUGCUAUGAACGAGAGGCACGAGAUAGAUAAAUAACUAGACUAGAAGACAGCACACCUCCCCCAGCGAAUUAAGUUCUGUAUGUAUUAUGCAUAAAUUAUACAACGGGUAAUGGACCUUUAACCUUAUAACUAAAAUUUUGAUCUAGACAAAAAUUUCACAGCUUGAAAGAGCAUCACAAAAUUAGUAAUAUUCCGAAGUUUCGUUGUGAAAUGUUGUAAAAUGCGGAUAAUAUAUAGCCCUGCGAAGUUUGCCGUUUUUCAGUCCUUUUAGAUUACAAACGGGAAAUUGAUAUCCAAAUCGGGUGUUUUCCACAAAACGCCAAAAAGGGUGUCCUGUAACCUUAAGAAGCCACGAUUGCAACUUUAGAUCACCCCCAGAGGAUCACCCCUGAUGAAGACACUAGACUGGACUGUCGAAACGUUGGUUCUUGAUUACAAUUCGACUGGGCUUUGCAAUCAUUCAUUUAAAUCAGAGUAGCGAGCGAAACAUGAUUGAUAUACCUGGUUGCAGUGAACGAACAAACUUUGACUUAAUAUUUGUUCUGUUUUAGUGUUUUAUCUUGUCUGAUGGAGAAUGUGGAUCAUAAAGAUUUAGGAGGAGUGUGUCGUGAACAUUUAAUAAAUUUACAGUUUUUCCUUGCGAGAGACUUUCAGUAAGUUUUACAUGUAGUAAAGUAUGCGGGAGGCUAUUAAUUUCAGCCAGGCUGGAAGGGGCUUAUUGGAGUAGAGGUAAGCUUAUUGAUUUUUCUUGACGCAGGUAGGAAGGAAGGCCAUUUCCUGGCGAAUACACCCUUCGAGGAAGUACGUCACUUUGGCUAUAGAGCCUCGUUCUCGUGUAUCUGACAUCAGUUAAGGCCAGUGAACUGUAAUAACACUGGAACGUUAACUGCAGAUAAACAUACCCAUACUUGCCUGAAGCUAAGGUGGCGCUUUUCGCGAGGCUCAGCGAGCAAUAAAUUAACUUUCAAAAGGACUGGGGAGAGUUUCGAGGAGCGGGAAAUUCAGUCAAAAGUUUGUUUUUGAGUGAAAAUCAGCAAGAAUUAAAAAGCACAUUUUUAUCAAAAGGCUUCAACUUUAAAGAUUCAAACCUGGUUUCCUGGAUAGUUCUAAGUAUUUUACAUCCACUAACAACAAAAACUUCCUGGGUAACAGCUUGAUAUUCAAAAUAUUACACAAGUCUGAACGUGCCGAAAAUAACUUCGCACUUUAAUUCGUGAAAAAAUAACUGUAAAACUGCUCUACGUUCUGCAUGGAAACAUGUUUUGUAUUACAUUUCAGGUAUGGUAGAAAGUUUUUAGUCUUUUCCCUUCUUAAAAUACAGGGGCUGGUUGUAUAAAAAGUGAUUAAAGUUAACUUUAUAGUUAGUGGAAACGUCAUCCAAUAAGAAGCGCGUAUUUGAGAGUUGAUCACUAUUUAACUACAAAAUAGUGAUUAAAAAAGUGAUUAAGAGUUUUAUACAACCAGCCCCAGCUAUUUAGGGACUGGUCAUAAUUUAGCAGGAGGGGUGGGGGAGGUGGAAACAGUGAGGGGGGUCACAUAUUUUUUAGCCAGGAAAAAAGGGGGGUUCAUAAAAUAUUAGACAGUCUAUGAAGGCGGGGAGGGGGUCUGCUGUUUUAGUUCAAUUAAUUGUUUUAUACAUGCCUUCUCACAUUUUGUUUGAGUUGCAUUGAAAAAAAUUGAUUCUUUAAACUUAGAAUGAAAGUUUGAAAAAACUAAAGUUUUAUAUGUGACUAUGUAUUGGUAUAAUAUAAAUUUUAGUAUUUGAUUUAAAGUGCAUUAACUAGAAAAUGCAAUUAGAAAAUUUAUUGAAUGCAGGGUUUAGUAGUAGGUAGGUACAUUUUUACUGACACGAGCAAGAGAGGGGGGGGGCAUUAUUUUUCCGGGUUAUGGCAAAGCAGGGUCACAAAAUAUCAUUCCUUAAAAUUUUGAAUUACACCUCCCCACCCCCCCCCCCUGAUAAAUUAUGACCAGUCCCUUAGUGGUCGAAAACAGACAUCGUUUAGGCGGCGUAUUUUCCACUCCAUACGAUGGUGCUCUCCAUUAAGGCCGAUUUACACUGCACAUCUUUUGCCUAAAACUGUCGAAUGCAACCUGCUUACAACUUGAGUUGUACUGUACAAGUUGUACUGUGUAAAUCAAGCACACAACUCGAGUUGUAUGCUUGAUUUACACAGUACAACUCAAGUUGUAAGCAGGUUGACUGCGACUAGGCAAAAAUUGUGCGGUGUAAAUCUGCCUUAAGGAGAGCACUGCGAACAGCAAAGGAAACCACUGUCUGACUACAAAAGCUGUGUGGUGUAAAUCGGUCUUUAUAUUUUAAUUUGCGUAAGUACAAAGCGUGUUUACCUUCAUUUCUUUUUGUAGACUGGAUGAGGCUUUAUAUCGAGCAUGUAAGAAUGAUGCGCAAGAACUGUGUGAUAAUCCUCACAUAGGAGACCCGGACAUGGAUGUGACUCCACACGGAAUGAUAUUAGCGUGUCUCUAUCGUCAUAUUUUGCCCAAUAUGAACUUUGACCCGAAGAAAAAGGUUUGUUAAAGCAACACCACGCUAGAAACAUCAAUGGACCUUUCCCCUUAUAACUAAAAUUUGAUCUAGACAAAAAUUUCAUCACAGCUUGAAAGAGCAUCACCAAAUUAGUAUAAUUCUAAAGUUUCGUUGCGAAAUGUUGUAAAAUGUGGAUAAUAUAGCCUUGCGAAAUUUGCAAUUUUCAGUCAUUUUGUAUUACAAACGGGGAAUUGAUGCCCCAACACCCGAUUGGGCUGUCAAUUUCCCAUGCGUAAUACAAAAUGACUGAAAAACGGCAAACUUCUCAAGGCUAUAUUAUCCGCAUUUUACAACAUUUCGCAACGAAACUUUGGAAUAUUACCAAUUUUGUGAUGCUCUUUCAAGCUGUGAUGAAAUUUUUGUCUAGAUCGAAAUUUUAGUUAUAAGGGGAAAGGUCCUGCCUCGUACCCAGGCGCUUACAUGAAGUAUUCAGGUAGGCAUCCGACGCGCGAAGGGGCUGUUGGGAAGGGUACUCAGCCCCUUCGCCAUCUCUCCCCACUACAAUACUUCAUGUAAACACGUCAUAUGGGCAUCACUGUUUUUUUACAAAGAGACGCCUGGGUACGAGGCAGGGGAAAGGUCCAUUCAUUCACGGUUUUGUGCCUGUAGAAUUUAUUUUUGUGCAGGUGGCCAUGGACCUCACAGUUAAUAAAAACAUUAAAAAGAAACUUUAAUUUAUAAAUACUUAAGAUUAAUCUGGGUUAUAUACAAUAACAUAAAUAUCAAUCUGUAUAUACAAUAUUAUAUAAUACCUUAUUGAAUUCUGAUCGUUUAAUUGGCUGUUUAUGGUCACGUGAUAUUGAAUAGAAAAUUCCAUUUCCCAAGAGUGCAAUGGAAUACGUUCCAUUGCACUCUCUGCGAGUGCAAUGGAAUAAAACGUAUAGUACAAUUGCACUCUUUGUGUUUUCGAUAAAUCGCAUCCCUCAAAAUGCUUCUCAUACGAAUCUAUUAGUCUAUUUUGGUAUUAUAUAAAACAAAUAAUGAAUGUUUUUCGUGCAAUGGUAAGAAUAUUUUCAUUCGGUGAAAGAUGGAAUGUUCCAUUCAACUCGGCUGUCGCCUCGUUGAAUGGAACAUUCCAUCUUUCACCUCAUGAAAAUAUUCUUACCAUUGCACUCAUAAACAUUCAUUAUUUGUAUACUGUCCGCUAAUAGCGAAGCUAAUCGAGGCGGAUAGUAAAAUGAAAUUAAAUAAGAUGUGCUCGAUGUAUAAUAAGAAAUUAUUCCUUAUUUACUUGUAGAAAGUAGCCCAGUAUACUGACAGCACAAAACAAAGGAAGCAUUAUUAACUUUUUAUUAACCGAACGCGAGGUCUGUACAGAGAGAUAUCGGACCGAGGUCUUUUUGUACAUACCGAGCCCGUAGGGCGAGGUUUGCACAAAAAGACCGAGGUUCGACAUUUCUCUGUACAUAACGAGCAAGCGAGGUUAAUAAAAAGUUUAUUAUAUGGCAUUUAUAGGCAUUUAUACUUGAAACAAACAAGAAAUGCACGAUUUGAAAUGCAUAUUAGUAGCGUUGUACACAUUUGGUCGAAGAAAAUAAAAAAUACCAAUGUAUUCCUUCUUUUCCACUAAAAACCAUUCACAGAUAUCUUACUAAUAAGAAAUUAAAUUAUAAUUUUCAAAUUUUCAAUUAGUUUUACUGUUUUGUUUUAAAAUGCAUGCGUUUGUUAGGAAAAAAAUGGACCGCUGAAAGUGCUUCUUAGCCAAUCACAGUCGGCCAUUUCUUUUGUUAUCCAUGGCUUAGAGGACUGUUUUUCAUACGAUUAGAGACUGGUUUUCAGGGAGCGUGUUCGUUGAUUACAUUGUUGAGUUUGUCGUAAAAGGUGAUAAAAAGUUUAUCAAUAUCGUCUUUUUUGUUUGCGAUGAUAGUAUACCAGUUAAUUCGUGCUAUGUCGUCAUUGAGUUUCACAGCCAUUUUCCCUUCGAUAGGCUAUGCACCAAUCAACGGACAGUUUUAGAAAGCUUGAAAAAUCACUAUCCGGGACUGGUUGUUCGAAUGCCGGUUAUCUUAAAGGCACAGUUCAGCCUUUUGAAUGAUGGUUUUUAAGACACAUUUCAGGCCUUUUAAUUGAAAAACUAAUCAGGAAAAUCAAUUAUGCAUAAUUCAAGAUUAGUAAAUUCAAUGUUUUCAUUCAAAAGGCUGAAUUGUGCCUUUAAAAAUCGAAAAACAAUCUUCCCAACAGCCUGUUUAGAAACAUGAAGAUAGUUUUCCACAAUUCAUGUCUGGAUCAAUAAAAGUUUUAUUUUCCAAAGUUUCGGAAAGAAUAGAGGCACAAAUGUACCCAAAUCAAAACAGCGUGUUACAUUUUAACCCAGGUUUAGCGCUAAUCCAGCUUUGAACCAUUCGUACAACCGAUCCCUGGUAGUUUGAUCCGUCAGUGACAGUGGAUGACAGUCAAUGACAGUGGAUGACAAACUUCAAUAUCCUUGCAUUCAUAUUUUCUCAGGUGAGCAAAGUGUGCGUUGCGGAAGUCAUGAGAACCAUGCACCAGAGAGCCUCUGACGUCAGACUGUUGCCUCACAUCCAACUAAGUUGCAUCUCAGAUCUUACUACGCUUUGUGCAGAGAAAGUCGAGCCGGGCGAGGUAUGAUGCUACAUGACGUACUGGUCACUUUUAUUUGAUUAUCUUGCAUCACACGUGUAGAUGGAAUUGGUGGUUUGCAUUAAAUCCCAUGAAAUAUAUAAGACAAAUCUAUGGCGGCCAGGCAUGAUGGAGGAAAACACGCUCCAAAUACAAUAGCUGCUAAUGAGAUUCUUUUGUUAUCGUUCCUCCAACAUGGCCGCUAUGACGCCACCUGCAAACCAGAAUAUGUGAGCAUUUGGAAGUAGCAGCUGGUGUCAACUGCAGAAAGGAAACGAAAUAGUGACAUGAUUGUCAAACAAGACUACAGACUAGUUUCUUCCUCAGUAGUAAUAGUGACGUGAUUGUCAAACAAGACUACAGACUAGUUUCUUCCUCAAGAGUUUGCCAUGGUUAUUAACAGCCAUAACUAAAGUAGAAAAAUGCAUACGUAAUCUUUUUUAUGAACAACAAUACAAUUUACUGUAGCAAGGUUCAGGCCUUAAAAUAUCGGUCGGUCACGGACAUUGUCCGACCCAUUUGUGAAAUUGUCCGACGUAGAGAGGAAACCACCGGACAUUCUGUCCGACCAAAAUGAAACUGAGGUUUAUUGUUUGUCCGACCCGAGUGAAUUGGUGUCCGACCGAACUGUAGCUUUGUCCGACGUAAAUCAAAAUGUACCCUAGCCCAGGACUAGAGGCUUGUAUGUUAAAUGGAAAAUCAGAGUACUAUUGUAUAAAAGGUGAACUGGAAAUGUUGUUUUAACGGAGUCGAGCGCGGGGCGGCGAGCGAAAUGGUGAAGUGGAAAACGGACUUAAGUUGUCGAAGUCUUUUUUUAACACGCAAGUUAAUUUUGGCUUGGAAAUAAGUAUGAAAGAAACAAAUUAUUUAGUAUCUUUACAACAUUUACCGUUUAUUCAUUUGUGUCAUUCAGACUUAUUUCCGAGCCAAAACUGAACUGAAGGUUAUCGGACAUAUGUCCGACCCAAACUCAACGUCACCGGACAUUUUGUCAGACGGCCCUGUAAAAGAUAUUUUAAGGCCUGGCAAGGUUGAGUUUGACCAGGUUCGAAAUAUUUCUUCAGGAAAUCAAGUGUUUACAAGAUAACUAUGAGAAGUUGCAAGAGAGAUGUCAGACAAGUAUUGGAGAAUUUACCCAGGAAGAAAGCGAGGUAAUGUAGAUACAGCAGAUACCUGAAUAUGUAGCAGUGCUGCACCCACACCGAACCUGGCACUGGCCAAGGCCAACAAGGGUGCACCCCCCCCUAUAAAUCCACCACUGAUAUGUAUUUGAGUGGUAAGAAUAUUUAUUCUGAUAGUUUGUUGGUUCUUAAUUUUUUCAGGAUAUCGACCUUGACAAAGCGAUAGUGAAACAUUGUUCUGAGAUGGUGAAAGAAUUCUGCUCGGUAAUUCACUUAUGUUUUUAGUAUGUUGAUCGAUCGAUCAGGCAGUUAACUGGACUGUUCAGUAUAUGUUGAGCAGUUAGUUAGUUGGUCAGUCAGUCGAUUGGUCAGUCGGUAAGUCAAUUAUAUUUUCUCGCAGGACUUGCUAAAGACGAACCAGGCAGAUGGAAUAUUACCUUGUCUUUUUGAGAAUAAAUAUGACUAUAAGAUGGACCGGAAAUGCCGCGCUGAACUAGAUCAUCGAGAACUGGUAAGGAGAUAUUAGACUCGUUCAGUAAGGGAAGUUGGUGGUACGGUGGUUUUUGCGUGUGUCUGUUCACGUGCAACGGAGGUUUGAUCCCUAAAAAGUAGUUGUCUUCCACUUUGACUCUACACACGUUAAAACAGGCAAGCUGUUACGAGGUUGUAAAGUUUGUUCGUUCACUGCAACCAGGUAUAUCAAUCAUGUUUCGCUCGCUACUCUGGUUUAAAUAAAUGACUACAAAGCCCAGUCGAAUUGUAAUCAAGACCCAACGUUUCGACACUCCAGUCUAGUGUCUUCAUCAGGGGUGAUCUAAAACUGCGAUCGUGGCUUCUUAAAUACCCAAGGGAUGACGUCACCUGCCAAAAAGAUGCAUAUAUUCCUCUGGCAAAUAGGCACCGUCAUCCCUAUUCAAAGCAUGAUGACUCAUAUUUAUAUGCCACGCUUCUAGGCAAAGUCUUUGACCAUAGCGAUUGUUUGUGGUAAUUACUUUAGAGUUUUCCCACGCAAUCUCGAACAUACAUGUUCGGCUAAAGCCGAUUUUCCCUUGUCUAAAGUUGAAACAGCCUUUUGAUGUUCUUUUAGCCGUGUACCAAACUGGCGUUUAGACUCUUUGUCGCAGUCACCGCAUGGUAUAGAAUAUAUAGCAUGAGCCUUCUGAUUUGUUUCAACAGGAUCUUUUGGCUUUGCGAAAAUAUGGCAUCUUCUUGGCAGGUGACGUCAUCCCUUGGGUAUUUAAGAAGCCACGAUCGCAGUUUUAGAUUACCCCUGAUGAAGACACUACACUGGAGUGUCGAAACGUUGGGUCUUGAUUACAAUUCGACUUGGCUUUGUAAUCAUUUAUUUAAACCAGAGUAGCGAGCGAAACAUGAUUGUUACGAGGUUGUUGUGAAGUCCAUAUCAGGAUGUGUUUGCUCCCAGUUGUUGUAGCGAGUCUGGAAGAAGUUGUUUUCACUUUGACACGGUUGGUGAUGGUAACAGACUUGCUACAAGUUGUUCCAACAAGACUAAUACAGGCUGUUUGCAAGAAGUUGCUACGAGCUUGUUGUCAUCAACUUACUUACCUAGUUACGCGCAGACGAUAUCAGACUUGUUGGGAGUACUUGGGACAACUUGUUGCGAAUCUGUUGACCUCAUCAACCUUGUUAAAAGAUGAUAACAACUUGUUCCAGACUUGUCAAUAACUGGGAACAAGCAAUGGGAUCACAUCUUAUUGACAAGCUGGGAGAUGUUUACGCGUUUUAAUAGGGCGCAAGUUUUCUCCGGUUACUUCGGUAAAAAACUUUAUAAUCUAAUCCAAUGAAGUUAGCUUGACAGUGAGGUUAGUCUCUCUCGAGACCGCUCUUGAAUUACAGUUUUAUCUUUUGUACAGCAAUUGUAUAUUUCAACUCAUUUUUAGAUCGAGUUAAAAGAUUAUAAGUUUUCAUCAAAGUUCAAGAAAGCAUGUAGGCCGGACGUUCAAACUCAUUGCCCAAAAGCUAAAUCCAAG